AUGAAAAAGAUGGUUGAGGCGUAUGGCGGCUCUCCGGAAUGGAAGCCGGAUUUCUUUUUUGUACGGGCAUUCGAGAGCUAUUGCCUGCCGUGGAAUCUUCGAGAGACGGAGGGUCUUGGGGCCCUAAAGGAUGAGUGGACUCAAGAGGACAAAGAGUGCAUCGAGGAGCUCGAGGCAGAUGUGGAGAAGAUUUUGAAAUAUUCCAAGGUCGUGAAAUGGAACGACGUACAAUAUUAUGUGCCCCCUGCAUACGCCGAGGAAGAAAAUACUGCCAAUGUCAUGUCGUCAAGCAACGUUGGUUCUCGAUUGUUUGGUGACGAAGAUUCUUUUACUACUGUAAAUUCAGAUGAGGACGUUACUAUCACAGCGGCGCCUCAGAAGAAGAAGAAGAAAAGGAUCGUGAAGGUUGGUGAUAGGGUGAAAUCCAAGAAGGUGAAAACGGACGCGCCCUCGAAAGAAACCACACCACUAGGGAGCGCACCGGCUACCUCUGUGGGAAGCUCUGUCUGGUGCCCUGGAGAAAAUGAGUUCCCCGAGAACAUUGCCUCGUUCCCUGGCGACGUUCCUGCUAUCCUAGCCAAGGGUCCAAGUGAGGAAGAUCCCAUACCUGAUGUACCAGACGAGUACAUGGGUAUCGAGCUCGAGGAUGCCGACGAAGCCACUGAGGAGGACGUUGCUGAUACUGGCCAUUCUGGAGUCCAAAGAACUGUCGAGGAUGCCUCCCAGGACCCUUCCAAGGACCUCCUCCAGGAUAGUUGGUCCGUCCAUCGUGUUCACCUCAUGGUGCUAUCAGAGGAGCAAUCAACCAUGGACAUACUGAAAGAGAAGGCUCAUGAGAUCAAGCUUCUUACGGAUUACAUUGCCAAGUUGCAAAAUUUGUUACAAGACAACAACAUUGACUUCGAGGCCUUUGAACAUCCGGAGGAAAUAGUGGAUCCUCAAACUCGGAGUUCUCGAGAAGAGCUGUUGAUGAGGGUGCAUGCUCAGGACCUAGAGAUCGUGGAUCUUAAGGACAAGUUGAAUCAAUGUGUGAAUCUCCUUAGCCUGCAUGGGUAUAAGAGUAUUAUUCAUCCUUCUCCUGACAAUCCUGUCAGGGAGGUUCUUGUAAGAGCGUAG
Molecule: messenger RNA, 1116 nt
Organism: Oldenlandia corymbosa var. corymbosa
Lineage: Eukaryota; Viridiplantae; Streptophyta; Magnoliopsida; Gentianales; Rubiaceae
Source: the annotation of a GenBank genome assembly